AUGACAGAGCAUCGUCCAUGCGGCACCAGUAACGAGCCUUCCCGAACCAUCACCAAGACGAGACGUAUAACAUAUAGUUUCUUUACGAGUGUCGUAGCCAUUGCGUCGCCAAGGAGUGCGGCAGUGUGUCUCGUGUCAGAAAUUUAUGACAGUCACCCUCGCUUCAUGAACCAGCUGUCAUGUGGUAUGGAGGUGGUGUCUCUGGCCGGCGAGUGGCUGACCGCCGCCGCCAACACCAACAUGUUCACCUACGAAAUUGCUCCAGUCUUCAUCCUCAUGGAACAGGUCACGAUGCGCCACAUGAGAGAGAUCAUCGGCUACAAGCAGGGCGACAGCAUCCUCGCUCCCGGAGGCUCCAUCAGCAACCUGUACGCCGCCCUCGUCGCCAGGCACAGGAUGUUCCCGGAGUACAAGAAGAAAGGCCUGCGAGCUCUCCCCGGCGAGCUGUGCAUGUUCACUUCUCUCCACAGCCAUUACUCCAUGAUGGGCACUGCAGCUGCAAUGGGUCUUGGCACUGACAACUGCAUUGAAGUUCCCGUUGAUGAUAAAGGCCGCAUGAUCCCAUCCGAACUCGACCGCCUCAUCCAGGAGUGCAAGGCAAAGGGCAAAGUUCCCUUCCUCGUCUGCGCCACCGCCGGAACCACCGUCAUGGGCGCCUUCGAUCCCCUUCACGCCAUCGCUGACGUCUGCGAGAAGCACAAACUCUGGUUCCACGUUGAUGCUGCUUGGGGCGGCGGAGUCCUCCUAUCCAAGAACCACCGUCAUAAGAUGGCGGGCGUGGAACGUUCAGACUCGCUCACCUGGAAUCCACACAAGCUGAUGGGCGUCCUCCUCCAGUGCUCCACCGUGCACUUCAAAGAGGACGGCCUGUUGAUAUCCUGCAACCAGAUGUGCGCCGACUACCUCUUCCAGCAAGACAAACCCUACGACGUCAACUACGACACGGGAGAUAAGGUGAUCCAGUGCGGUCGCCACAAUGACAUCUUCAAGCUGUGGCUGAUGUGGCGCUCCAAGGAUGGAGGGCAUCUGUCGGAGAUUGUUACCAGAGCACAUACUCUUAUUCCCAAUGUUGUGAUCUCUAACGGGAUCAACAUUCUAAUGGAACUCUUCUCUUUACUAUCGUUAAACUAUUAA
Penaeus indicus is the source of this 1134-nucleotide messenger RNA. Its product is annotated as glutamate decarboxylase-like. The transcript has 8 exons. Gene Ontology annotation, cellular component: cytoplasm. Gene Ontology annotation, biological process: GABA biosynthetic process. Gene Ontology annotation, molecular function: pyridoxal phosphate binding; glutamate decarboxylase activity. NCBI's taxonomy places the organism in Eukaryota, Metazoa, Arthropoda, Malacostraca, Decapoda, Penaeidae. The record is from RefSeq and is a predicted model, not a curated record. Bases 1 to 1134 code for a protein of 377 amino acids.